CCGAAAAAGCCCCCAAGCCACCGACUUUCUCCCCUUGAAAAACCCGGUGAAGGCCUCUUGAAAUUUCCCUCCUUUCUUGCUCAAAAACCAAGUUGCAGGCCUAGAACACUCUCCUAAACCCAGAAAUUUUCCAGAUCUGCGCUGUCCUCUUCCCCUCUGUCCGCCGGCCUCUGCUGUGUGGGGUUGGGUUCGGUUUUCUGUCCGUAAGUUCCCCUGCAGCUUGCCACCGGCUUCUUCUUCUCCCUGCAGCUCCGGUUUUAGCUGGAAAAUUCUGGUUCCUGAUCGUUCUGUCAGUUAGCACCGUGAAUUGAGCCUUUGGUUUUAAGCGAGUGAGGUAAGUAACUUAUGGUAAUGCCUUGGAUGUAAGGUAAAGCUUUUUAAAAGCAUGUUUUGACUUGUUUUUGAAGUGGUGGCAGGAUUAAACCCGUUUUAUACAAAAGUAAGUAUGAUUGAUUUGAAAUGAAAUUUUUAUGCUUUUCAUUAAAUUGAGCAUGCCUACUUGAAAUUUGAUUGAUUGUCCUAAUGAUUUGAAAGUGAUUGGUAAAGAAUGAUUUUCUGUGAACUUCUGCCUGUUUUGUCUCCGAUAUGGUUAUGUUAUUGAUUGUAAUCCUGCUAGUGGGGGUUAAACGCUAGCACAUGUCGACAUGUUAUUGAUAGAACCGGUUCGUUCAAGUGUAGCCUGCCAUAGGGAAGUUUAAUACACUGGCCAUGACCUAUAGAGGAGACGUCUAUUUCGUGCCCGUACUUUUUUCCUUGUCCACCAUUUCAGGAAGGGAGACCGAGGACGAGGAAACCACGGGAAGUGACGAGUAAAAAGGCUAGCCACUUGAGAUUUGACAUAGAUUUUAGAUACAUGUACACCACGCUCUUGUAAGUUAGAUUUUAAGUGGAAAUUUUAUGGUAUCAAAACUGAUUUUGUUCAGUAAGUUCCGAGCCUUGUGCGUUUGUGGGACCCGUCUCACGAGUGCACGGCAUCUGUUGCGCCUCGGAUUUGGGUUCUGGGGCGUGACAGUUAUCUUCCAUGUUAACCUUUAUAAAAGCAUCUCAUAACA
Rubroshorea leprosula is the source of this 1052-nucleotide messenger RNA. Lineage: Eukaryota; Viridiplantae; Streptophyta; Magnoliopsida; Malvales; Dipterocarpaceae. The record is from the annotation of a GenBank genome assembly.